Papaver somniferum (opium poppy) is the source of this 1045-nucleotide messenger RNA. RefSeq lists its product as uncharacterized. NCBI's taxonomy places the organism in Eukaryota, Viridiplantae, Streptophyta, Magnoliopsida, Ranunculales, Papaveraceae. The record is from RefSeq and is a predicted model, not a curated record. The coding region runs from base 68 to 1045 and encodes 325 amino acids. The transcript has 2 exons.
AGAAGAAGAAGAAGGAGAAAAAGAAGGCAAAGAAAAAGGUAAGGAUGUGGAUGAAAGACCUGCUUACAUGGAUGACUUUGAUGAUGAUUUUGGUCAGUACAUGAAGGGUGAGCAUGAUGUAGAUCUUUUCCCUGAAGAAGAAGUUUUUACUCCAGUAGAUCCUAGCAAAAUGGAGGUAAAAACUAGAUUUGCAAAUAAGGAAGCAUUUAAGAAACAUCUCAGGGGUUAUUGUGUUCUUAAUAAGUGUCAAUAUAUUUUGGAUAGAAGUGCUCCCUCUAGAAUUAAGGCUGAGUGUAGGUUUAAAACAGAACAUGAUUGUCCUUGGUUUGUGUAUGCUAGCAAGAAAGAGGGUGAGAAGACUUUUGUUCUUAGGAAAGUGAAUUUGGAACAUAAGUGUGAAGGGGAUCCCCAAAAUAGGAAUAGAUCUGUUGAUCCUCAUUUUGUAAAGGAUUUUGUUCUUGAUCAGAUGAAGAAUAAGCCUAAAAAAGUUGUUCCAGACCCUUAUAAAAUCAAGGAAGACUUCUUAGCUGAAAAGAGAGUAAAUAUACCAUAUCAGUGUGCAUGGAAGGCUAGGAAUCUAGUUUUAGAGUCAUUAUAUGGGAACUAUAAAGAAAGUUACAAUGAAGUACCAGCAUUCUGCAAGAUGUUUACAAAAUGCAAUGAUGGGUCUGUUGCUAAGUUCACUUUUGACACAGUGAAUAACACCUUUGAAAGCAUGACACUCUCAUUUGAACCUGCAAUGAGGGGUUGGCGAAAAGCAUGCAGGGGAGUUAUAGGGCUUGAUGCCUGCCAUCUAACAGGGGAAUAUGGGGGAGUAUUGAUGGCUGCAACUGCACUUGAUGGACAGAAUGGGUUAGUAAUGUUAGGAAUUAUGGUAUGCAGAGCUGAAACAAAGGAAAAUUGGAUCAUUUUUUUGAAGCAUUUGAAGGAUGCAAUAUUAGCACAUCCAGUGAAAGUGGCUUUCAUUUCAGAUAGGCAAAAAGGUUUAUUGGAAGCUGUUGGUAUAGUGUUUCCUGGCCAUCACCACAGAUACUGUUGGAGGUAA